AUCCGCAAAGGCGAAGCUGUUGCGAUCCCGGUAUGGGCGAUUCACCGCAACCCUAAGUACCACCCGAACCCUGAUAACUUCGACCCUGAGAGGUUUUCUGAAGAGAACAAACACAAGAUCCAGCCAUAUACCUACAUGCCGUUUGGACUUGGACCCAGAAACUGCAUCGGUUCCAGAUUCGCCCUCUGCGAAGUGAAAGUUGUACUGUAUCAGCUCCUGAACUCCUUCGAAGUAUCACCAUCGAACCAAACAACUAUACCUGCUAAGUUGGAUCCUCACUCGCUCCUAAUUUCCAUAAAGGGAGGUCAUUGGGCCCGAUUUAACACUCGGAAAACUGUUUAAAUGAAAAUGUAUACAAACGUUCAAAAAAUUGUAAAACAUAACAUU
Messenger RNA from Hyposmocoma kahamanoa, 387 nucleotides. Its product is annotated as cytochrome P450 9e2-like. Gene Ontology annotation, molecular function: monooxygenase activity; oxidoreductase activity, acting on paired donors, with incorporation or reduction of molecular oxygen; heme binding. The record is from RefSeq and is a predicted model, not a curated record. The transcript is spliced from 2 exons. The annotation marks the transcript as partial. Lineage: Eukaryota; Metazoa; Arthropoda; Insecta; Lepidoptera; Cosmopterigidae.